Messenger RNA from Aphidius gifuensis, 5959 nucleotides. RefSeq lists its product as uncharacterized. The record is from RefSeq and is a predicted model, not a curated record. Bases 2914 to 5757 code for a protein of 947 amino acids. NCBI's taxonomy places the organism in Eukaryota, Metazoa, Arthropoda, Insecta, Hymenoptera, Braconidae. The transcript has 8 exons.
AUAUCUGUGUAGCAGCCAUCUUGAACUCCCGGGCUUCCGAGUGACUUUUCGAACGGACCCACGAACUGUCCUCCGUGAACGAAUCUUAGUUCGUCGCUCAAGUAGAUCCGUGCACGGACCUCGAUCCGUGUGAGUGAGUCGACUCUCAUUCAUUCGAGAAUAGCCUCCCGGGGGAUAACCAUGGGAUGUCGCGAAUCUGAAUUUACCUAGGUAACAGAAUUCAGUAGUUGAAGAAGAGGUGGCCAGCUCUUAUCAAGCCAUUCAUCGGCUGAGCCUCGGUAAAUUAUUGGGUGGCCAAGACUGGAAACAGAUGAUUAAGCCAAGGAUUGGCUCAUGAAGAGCUGGCCAGCCAUUGAUCGACCGUUUGUAUGGGCCUCAUUAGAUUUGAUAUUCACAAUUUCUCAUAGGGCCAAAUAAAUAUUGACCAAUCAAGGUUUUAAGGUUGUUUUUAAAUCGCAUGACCGGGCGACGUUAUUUUGGGUUUACAAGGGUACUUUGUAACCGAUUUUCUGACCUGCGCGGCGAGAACUAUCGGCCAAGGUUAACAACGAGGAUUUCUCACCAUCCUCCUCUAAAUCACCGGGGGGAGCCAUGUUGGUUAUCUCGGAAGCCAACAGCCGUAGGAGUAACGAGAACAAAAUACGAGAACCUAACUCAGUCUUAGAAAUGGUAGAGGGGCACGGUCCACCUGAUCGGACUAUGAAAUACGUAACCAAACCUGAGGGUACUAUCGUGAACCAAGUAUAGUGUGUCACAUACGCCUAUAUUACAUUGCGACUAUACUAUAGCAAGAUACUGACGUCACAAGUAUCAUAAGUGUAGGAGCAAAUAUUCUACAUGUGAGAUAUGUAUUUUGUAUAGGGAACCAUACAGCGAUCCAUCCGUGACCAGGUCUUACACAUACGUUGCCAUUGCAAUAAUAAUAUAUCUCAAUAUUAUUAUUAUUAUUAUUUAUAGCGAUCCAUUCGUGAACUCACACAUACACAUUUAUGUGUAAUGAUGGUCUAACCAUCACAUACAUAUUAUGUAGCGAGAAUAUAAUAAUUAUUAUUAUUAUAAUAAGAGAACCAUAUAGCGUGAUCAUUAGUAUUAGUCCAUCAUUGGAAAUUCAGACAGAGUUUCACCAGGACUUAACGUCUGAUACCUAGGGAGCCUUUACGAGAGAUCCAAACGAUGUCGAGAGAACCAGUAGUGAACCAAGAGAGCCAGUCAAGAGAAGAGAAGUGAUCAGUUCGAGAGCCAGACAAGUUGUGUCGUCUAACGAUAGCGUUCUGUGCUAAGCUACUGUGAGUCCUCUGAAUCCCCACUCGCGCGCUCUCCCACCUAUCGUCCCGGACAUGCGCAGCACGCUUUCCUAGCCCGCAACACGAAUAGGUAUCCGAUCCAGCCCGUAGCCUUCGAAAAGUUCGUCUUUUCGACGGAUGGAGGGGAAAACUAGCACCGGUCGAGGUUUAACGUAUCAAGUCUACUACGGGACCUCGAAUAUAUACGAAACAUGUGCCACACUGACACCACUCGUAGUAGACUUGACCCUCCACAGUGCCUAUGCGGUGAACCUUAGAAUUAUUAACAAUUAACUCCUAUUAAUUGUUAACAAUUCAGUUGACAUGCAAAUAAAUAGUUAAAGCUCUUUGUUAAUUAUUUAUAUCGAGAACCAACGAAAUAAUAAAUUUCGUUACAACUUACAAACGCAUAUUAAAUAGAAAAUUAUAGCGUCCUCUCAUGCCUAAAAUCUUUUCACUUUACUGAUGCGUCAUAAGUAGUGUGAGUGUUGCCGGCUUAUAUUUACAGACACUAAUACUACUCCAGCAAUGAACAUUCAGCGGGAAGUUCCAAAACCGUAGAUUUCUUCUAAGAGAAGGAUGGAAGAAGAGAUAGAAGAUUGAGCCAGAAAAGAUAGAGAAAAGGAUAGAGCUAGAAGCAGGCUCUAGACACUCAUAUGGCAUCCCCACUCCUUAUGUUUUCGAUAUCAAUCCAGAUCGACAAUAUCGACUCCGUCAAAUAAAAACAUAGACACAAUCGUCCUUAUCGAUUUUAUUUACUUUAUCGACGGUAGAAAGUCCUAAAAAAAAUGGCCGUCUGGCAAAAUGUGGUACAGAUACUGUACUGAAUUGUACAGAAUUGUACGGUGCAGUACGUUCAGUACGUUGCUUUGUAGACCAUGGUUGCUAUGCAUAUUUUUUAGACGCUUAGAGUUUUUAAUAUAAAUUUGGUGUCAUGAAUCCAAGAAAGCUGAUGAUUCACUGUAAUUAUUAGUUGUUAUUAAUUAUGAUGAUUUAAUUCGAAUUUAUUGAGAUUACUUCCAGCCAAUUUUAAGCUUGAUAAUGGGUAGACGUUGUGCAGUAUUAAAUUGUCGACAUAGUAAUGGACGAAUACAUGAAAACAGAUGUACUGUAUUUAAAUUACCAUCAAUUUUUAAAGAUUUCGAAAAAUGUAUAAAAUUAACUGGAAAUGAAAGCCUCGCUGGCAUAAAAGGUUCAACAUUAUUAAAAACAAUUGGCAUAUGUAAAUGCCAUUAUGAUGAAAACCAAAUCGUGGGAAAAGGUAAAAAUCGUAGACCUUUGGCAGGCCAGUUUCCCAGUCUCAAACUUCCUGCAAAUCUACUAUCCGAGAAUAUAAUGCAAGUGAUAUUCCUCAAGAUUCAGUGUAUCUGACAACUGAUGACCAUCCAGGUAUUUCUGUUGAUGCAACGUCAACGUCAAUUGAAAAUGACUUAGGAAAUUCAGGUUGUUCGUCACCAGUUACUAAAGAAUUGACUGUUCAAAAACUGCAAAAGGGAAGGUGGGGUUCACAUUCUUUGGAAUUAACCAUUGACUACCGUAUGUUGGGGAAUUUCGUUGCUGAAAAGCUUACCAAAUUUGAUACCAAACUUGCUACAUCCUGGAAAUUAAUAAGCGCGGCUACAAAAUUCUUAUGAAUGAAUACAACAUAAACUUUGAUACACGCCUGAGCAAUCAACCUUUCACGAUGGAGAAAGUUAUAGUUGAUAUUCAUCAUAAACUUCAAGUAGAAAAAAAUAAAAUAGAAGAAAUUAACAAACAAUAUGGUAGUUUAAAACAAUCUGUGAUCCGUGGUGAUAUCGACACUUCAUCAUCAUUGUUAAAUCAAUGGCUCAAAGCUGAUCGACGCAAUGAUGGAGUAAAUCCACAUGGACGUCGUUGGAGCGUUGAAGAAAAAUUAAAUUCACUCAGCUUAUAUCGUCGUGGGCCAAGAUUAUAUCGGCAACUGCUCAAAAAACUCCCAAACUCUUUACCAAGUGCUCGUACAAUUGGUAAAAUUUCUUCGGCAAUAAGUUUCGGUCCAGGUCUUAAUAACAAUUUAUUGGAAGCUGUUGCUAGUCAAGUAAAGUCAAUGCAACCAAUAGAUUUAAACUGCAUUUUGUGCUAUGAUGAAAUGUCCGUUCGACCACGAUAUUUUUAUGAUAGUCAUUCAGACAAUAUCAUUGGCCAUCAAGAUUACGGCAAUGAUCUGCCUGAACAUAAUACGGGUAGUGAAGCAAAAAAAGCUCUUCUAUUUUUGCUUCAAGGCUUACACAAGCCUUGGAAACUACCUAUAGCGUAUUAUUUUAAUGAUGGCAAGAUGAUUGGAGAAGAUUUGCAAAAACUAAUUUUAAAAAUUAUUGGUGCUGUGCACAAGAUUGGUCUGAAAGUUCGAGCAACCAAUUCAGACCAAGGUGGUCCAAAUAGAACAGCCGUUAAUUCAAUGAAAGUGUGUGAUGUUAAUGGAAUCAAACAUCAAUAUUUUGAAGUAAUGAAUAAUGACGUGAUUCAAAAAGUUUAUGUUUUAUUUGAUGUUCCUCACAUGCUGAAAAAUUUUAGAAAUAAUUGGCUGGGCUCUUUGGAUCACAGAUUAAAAGAUCGGCAUUUUGAUGAAUAUUAUAAUAGCUAUACUGGCAAUAUAGUUAUACUUGGUGACAUUGUUGGAAAGUGGGAGUACCUGGUUAAACUAUUUAGUCUUCGUUAUAAUAGUGGAGAUCCAGGAAUUUCAAAAACCAUGAUGUUUCCAAGAUCAAGAGAUAAAAUGAGGGUUUAUUUAGCCACAAAACUUUUGAGUCAAACAACUGCUAAUCAUUUACGAGACCCAGAGUUUCAUCAAGAGUUGAGGAAAAUGGAUAACUUCAAAGAAGAAGAUAUUCAAGGAGCCAAAGAUACAGCAACAGUUGUCGAAUUUUUCGACCGACUGGCUGAUUUUACAAAUGGUCCAUCAACAAAAGAGCUAAAAAAUCCUAAAAAGCCAUCUAAAAUAUUAGUUAGCAAAUCUUCUCCACACCUCGAAAAAUGGGAAGAAUUUUUGACCCAGUUUGAAAAAAUAAAGUUUGUACAGCAAGACGGGACCGUAUGUAACGUCCAUUCAGUAGAGGGCUUUAAAUCCACUUUGAAAGGGCUUAUUGGGCUAUGGCGUGACUUGAAAGACAAUGACAACUUUGAAGAACUCAACUUACGUCAUGUAAAUCAAGAUUGUGUGGAAAAUUGUUUUGGUCGAAUACGGAGCAUUUCUGGUGACAAUGAUCAUCCAACUGUUUUAGGAUUUACAUCUGGAUUUUGCUCGUUACUUGUAACUGAUUUUUCAGCUGAGCCAAUUGAAGGCACAAAUUGUGAACCAGAUAAUAUUCCACUACUUGUCAACCAAGCUGAUUUGUUAUUAACUGGGAAUCGUAAAGAUGAAAAUAAUAAUAUUAAUAUAACAAAUAACAAUGACAAAUGUGGAAUUGAAACUGAGGACUAUUUUGGAGAUAGACUUCGAUUGGCAGGCUAUGAGAGUGAUGAAGAUGAUAUCGUUGAUAACAUCACGAAAUCACCUCAUUUGUCGGUUCAAAUAAUUGCAACAGCCGUAUUAAAACAAUUAAAUUUUUUAAAAUGUUCAGAUUGUGCAUCUUGUUUUACCACCGCAAUGAGUUCAAAUAGUAGUUAUUGUGAAGCUUCUCCUGAUUUUAAACACACGAUUCAGAGAGUAAUGAAAAUUUUCAAUGAAAACAUUGAUAAAAUGUUUCAUACUGGUUCAGUUGCUUCGAAACUUUCCCGACAGUUUGAAUUAUAUUUAAAUAUGAAUUGGCUUUCUUGUCCAUCCUCUGAUCACGCUAUUGAUAUUAAAAAUCAACUAUUUCAUCAACUUGCAAUAGUAUUGAUAAAAAGGUAUUGUAGACUCAAAAGUAAUAAACAAAUUGAAGAAGAAAAUAAAAGUAAAAAUGCAAGAAAAAUAGGACAGCAAAAAAUAAACGUAAAAUCUGAUGGUACAAAUUCAAACAUAAACAAAGAAAAUUUAUUUCAUUCCCUUGAUGGAAGUCAUUUACAGUUUGAUCCAAAUCGAAAAAAAGUAUUGAAACAACCUUUAUCAAAUUCAACGAAUUCACAAAAACGUAAAAUAUCAAACCAACCACUUACAGCAGUACCAGUUAAACGUAUAAAACCAAAUAUUCUAGCACCACCAUCCAUCAAUUUAAAUUCAAAUCAACCCUUACUACUAAGGACAUAUGCACCAGCAAAACAACGAGUGAAUGUUACUGGUGUAAUUCACAGUAAUAACAAGAUUGAUCCACACACUCAGCAGAAAGUCGUACAAAAUGCACAACGUCAAAUUACAUUAACAACACAAAAUCAAACACCGGGUAAAAUUAUUUUUAGGCCAAUAAACAACCAAACAGUUAAAUCAAAUCAAACACCAGUUACAAUUAUUUUAAAGCAAAUGAAUCACCAAACACUUUUACCAAAUGAAGCAUCACGUCAAAUCAUUCUAAAGCCAUUUAAUCCAAAAAAAUAAUAAAUAGAUACAUUACUAUAAAAAAUUGUUGACAAAAAAAGAAAGUCACAAAUAAAAAAAUGAUACCAAGAUAUUAAAAAUACUAUAUAUUUAAAUAUAUAUUUGAAGAAAAAUAUAUAAAAUAUAAAAAUACCAAAGUUAAUUUUAAGUAGCAAUAUUAUAGAUUACAAAAACGAAAAGCAUCAAUAAGAUUAAAAUAAUA